Amoebophrya sp. A120 is the source of this 2960-nucleotide messenger RNA. The record is from the annotation of a GenBank genome assembly. NCBI's taxonomy places the organism in Eukaryota, Dinophyceae, Syndiniales, Amoebophryaceae.
GCGAGUAAACGUAAAGGAAUUCAUCGGAAUUACAACGCGGGAACCAGUGGCACAGCGCAACGCUCACAGCACAAGAAAAGUUGGAGACCCAGUUUUUGUCUGCAAGGUCAUGACAUGAUGAGACUUCCUUACCCGCUUCCCUUUCACGGUGUCCGAGCACUCGACCUCCGUGGUGCGCGAGUAUCUCGACGUCCUCGGUCGUUAGUGUUUCAGCUCUAUCUUCUUGUGCAUCGUGUCGUAAGUACUACGGCGAACCCGUACCACGAGGCCACGACGCAUGCAGACCUGGAUACAGCGGCAGACAAGCACGGGCAUCAGCUUCAAGCCGUACGAAAAUUGAAGCCGACAGGAAACAGUAAAGGUGAGCUUAUCGCAGACACGAAGCAUCAGCAUGACAGCGAACAAGAACAGCCGAGGGACAGUGAGCGAGAAGAGGAGCUACUGGAUGGACAUACACAGCGGGGACAAGCAGAAGCCGAGAUUUCCGAAGCGGAUCGUCCGGAUUCCUUUCUGCUUGCACCCCAGGAACAAGAAUCCACGAGGGACAUGGCCGCCGAGAUUGCCGACCUACAGCCGCGACCGCGUGUUGCAGCGCUAGAAGCGCAGCACCAGGCCGACGAACCUGAACAUAUCCAAGAAAGCGACCCCGCCCUACAGCAAGAGAGCAAAAUAGAUCGCGGCGGGGCAGCAUCACCGCCACUACCGAGGGAAGGAGGAGUGUCCAACAACGUGGAAGAUUUGGUACCGGCCAUGGCCCGGAAGAUGGAAGAGAUGGAACAGCAAUUACAGCAGCAAGCUGCGGAGUUGCAGUCCCUCCGCGCCGUCGAUGGGCCGGCCGACAAGCGUACUACAGCACUGGAGUUCGCGCAUUCGCUGCAAGACAACACUACCGAUGCAAUACAGCGCAUACGCGACGUCGGAGCCAUAAAUGAGAGAGUCUCCCAGAAAAUGGCGUCCGUCCUCCUGGGAAUCCUUCGCACCGACGCGCAGAGAAGCGCGUUGUUCACCCUAAUAGCUUUCCUCGCGGUGCUGUUUUCCUCCCUGUUGCCGCUGAAGCUGGUCCUGUUUCCCCCGCUCUUUCCCACCGCAGAGGACGUGGUCGAACUCCGUCGGCGCGGCAUGGGGCGGCUCGUGGAAACCAUGGCACUCGAGGAAUACUACGUGCUACCCUGGAACUUCGCGAAGCGCGGCACACUCAGCUCCGUGUGCCAGGUACAAAAUUCUCCCGAGGGUAUCAUCUUCUCUUCGUGUUUCAUUCUCGCAGGGGUGUGCCUCAUUCUGAGUCAGUACACGUUCUUGCUGCACUCCCCCUGGUGCUUCAUGAAACAGUCCCAGGCGAUCGAUCUCGGGAUGGACUUCGCGGUCACCCAGACCCAUAAUGAAACCAUCCUUCGCACGGUGCUGUUGCUCGUUCCGGCGAUCUGUUUCAUUCUCACCGCAGCGAUGCCUGCCGCCUCGUUUGAUGAAGAGGAAAUUGGGCGCCUCGACACCGUGAUAGAGCAGGAGUAUCCGGCUGAGGCGCCGGCGAUAGAGAGUUACGACUACGAGGCCGAGCAGCAAGGGGGGGAGAAGGAUGGGGAUACGAAAGAAGCAGCGGUGGAAAAAACAACAUCUCCUGCCGAGGCUCCGCGGCAAAGCAACCUUCUAAAGCACCCUGCGAAGCUUCUCCGCCACGUGACAGAGUCGCGCAAGCGACGCUACAUGAAAGUGUUGGAGCUGUCGCACAACCUUUUCGCCCCUACCGGCAUGGCCCUAAUGCUCAUGUUCGAAACAGUGCAGAUUUUUCUGGGUGAGGGUGUUCCAGUUCUAUUUGGAUUCCAGCUGUUCGGCCUGCCCACCGGCGGCUCCACGUACCACGUCGAGGGGAUAAGAAAAGACCAGCCCUGGUGGGAAGUACAUUAUGAUCCGGCUACGGGGAGCCAUUUAUCGAGCUGCCAGAAACGGGCGCUGAUGCUUGAGCAGAAUGACACCUUUUUGGCAGGACUUGCUGCGCGCGCCCUCGUGGUUCUGUUGGCGUGGCUCUUUAACACGCUAUUCGUACUACUCGGAUUUGUGGUCUACUUCCGGGUGUAUCUUGACCCCCACGCCCCUUCAGGCCCGCUCGUGCCGACGAACUACACCCUCCUGUGCCGUUCCACUGAGUGCAUGGUUCUUGAGGUCCUGGCGGUGUGCUCGGUCUUUCUCUUGCCUGUGCUUCGGGCGGGCCAGCUGCUGUACUUCGACAACGCUGUAUUUCGAGAAAAAAGUCUUGCAGUUACACACUUUAUUUCUUCGUAGAUUUCUCUUAGCCGCACAGAGUUUAUAGCACGUCUGUGUGGCUUCUACCUUUGAAUUAUUCAGGGGCCACGAGAGUCGGCCGGCAUGACAAAGAAGAGACGAGAAAAAUUUGUAGAACAAAUGCGAAGAAGAUCAACAGGGAAAAUGCGCAUCGUGAAGCUUCUUUGUCUCGCUUGCUCUGCAAGAAAGAGCACAGACUGAAUCUACUGUAGGUGUAACACUUUUUUCCUUUCAUAGCGCGUUACAGAUUCAGAAGUGCUACUGGACCCGGGUUAUCACAUCGGUGCGAGCGUGCGGGAAGCAUGGAAGGACUCCUAUAUCUUUUGGAGACAUCCCAUCAACACCACCGGCACCCUGCAACAACCCUGUGGGACCACGUGGGACUUGGUGCCAGAGGCAACACACAAUAUGUGUCGGACAACUGCUAACUCAACCGAACCCCCACGGUUCUGGUUCUCGAGAUACAAUGAGACCCAACUGACAUAAAAAAAUCCUAUGAAUGACUUGUCGACUGACUCAGGAUCAGACCUGUUGAAGAAAAACAAGAACUUCAAGCGACCGAGUCCGGCGAAUAAACCAAAUUUAUAAAGAACUAUCAAAAGGCAAGAAAAUGAAAAUGAUACCACACAAAUGAUUCGGAAUUGCAAGGCUAAAUAACUUCUCAUCCAACGGCCGGGUCGAUG